CAUAGCUACUGGUUCCUGUGAAGUAGGUUUAGGCCUGCAGGAUGACAAAACACAAAGAAUGUCCUUUUAGUUCUUGACACCAUUUCUUUAAGCCCUUGUAAUUGUUUAAGACAAAAAGAUGAAUAAUGUCAAAACUUCACUAUUUUUAGUCUAAAUAAAAACAUGUCCAACUAACCCUCCCUUUAAAUUCCUCAGCCCAUAGGCUGCAAACCUCAUAUCAAAGUCUACUUCCUGUCCAAAUUCAACACACAUUACACAUUCAUUUUUCAUAGAAUAUUACCAUAAAAAGACAUUGUUGAGUUGAGCUUGUCUGAGAAUGGGCUGCAAGCCGUUAGAGAAGACGAAGCAGAAGCACAAGAAGGGGUUGUGGUCUCCUGAUGAGGACCAGAAGCUAAGAAACUACGUCCUCAAGCACGGUCACGGCUGCUGGAGCUCCGUUCCUGCCAAUGCCGGUUUACAAAGGAAUGGAAAGAGCUGCAGAUUAAGGUGGAUUAAUUAUCUAAGGCCAGGACUAAAACGAGGGGCAUUUAGCUUAGAAGAGCAGGAGACAAUUGUGACCCUUCAUCAAAUAUUCGGCAACAAGUGGUCUCAGAUAGCCCAUCAUUUGCCUGGAAGAACUGAUAACGAGAUCAAGAACUACUGGCAUUCUUGUCUAAAGAAAAGAGUGUCAAAAAUGGCGGAAACUGAAGGUGAUCAGGGUGAAUGCAUGAGUGAACAAAUCCAAGAACUAGAACUAUCACCUUCUUCCCUUAAGUCGACUCCCCAAAAUUCUGGCUUUGAAUCAUUGGAGAACAUGGAUGUUUGGCUAAUGGACACAGAUCAGUCCAUGCAACAGAGAGACAACUCAAGAGGAGCUAAAAAAUGCAAUUUACCGAAAGUUCUUUUUGCCGAGUGGUUCUCUUCAGAUCAGUUUCAUGUCCAGAGUUUGAGGAAUUCUGGCAAUACAAGUGAUGUGAAGUACUUUCUUGACAACAGCAAUUCAAAUUCUGAAGAUUCUUUGGUUCAUGGUCUACAGCUAAAUGAAGGGGCCUUUGUCAAUGAGAUAUACCAAAAAUCCAACAGUAUUUCUCUGGAUGACAUGGUCCAGUAUUCAGGGUUCAAGUUUGAGGAUCAGAUCUCAGAAGGCGGUUUAGCUGAUUAUUUUCCAGGUGAAUUCGAUGUAACUUGUGACGACAUGUACGUAUGACGGAUUUUAGUUGAGCUACUUCACGGAAGCAUAGCUUCUAAUUCGCACGAACAAUAAUCUUAGCAUAUGAAGACGCUUCCUGGGAUACGUGUUCUUGUCAGCAAUGUGAAUGUCAAAGGUUCUUCUGUAAUAAGCUACAACUGAAAAGAUGUUGUCUGAUGUGAGCUGUUUCCUACAUCCAAUUCAAUUUUAUUGUAACAGCACUAAGAAGACAAAAGAAACAAAAGUUACAGAAGAAGAUAUCAAUAUACAUUCAAUUUCAGGUAAUAGAAAUUACAGAAAGAAAUUACAUUGGAGAGCAACAGAAGCUCUGUAAUAGUAAGAUAACAUGCCACUAGAGCUAAAACUUGCCUCGAAAUCUUUAAGUACGAAUAUCCUCAUACUCUUGUCCAGAGAUCACAAACAGAUACGAAACACAUCCUAAUAAGAAUAUGACCUACUAAAAGUAUUAGAAACCAGGAAAUAAUAAGUCAUCUUUAAGAAGGCUGGUCCAUAUGAGUAUGGUUGUAACAGCUAGAACUAAUCCUACCGGGAUCCAUUUCAGAGCGAUAAUCUGAGAUAAAUCAUAAAAAAAAGAGCAAAAAUAAGCAAGCCUCUCAGGUACUUAGCAGAAUGACUCUGUUGUUAAAAGCCAAGAAGCACUAGAAUUGCAUACCUCGAGCCUUUUGGAACACCAUAUUGGUGAAGCAUGUAGAUGUGCUUCACUCAUUCUCCGCAACAUA
Sesamum indicum (sesame) is the source of this 1908-nucleotide messenger RNA. RefSeq names its product transcription factor LAF1-like. The record is from RefSeq and is a predicted model, not a curated record. NCBI's taxonomy places the organism in Eukaryota, Viridiplantae, Streptophyta, Magnoliopsida, Lamiales, Pedaliaceae.